UUGGCAAUCGGUCUCUCGGUCACGGCAGUUUUUGGAAUCGGUGCAUUUAUCUUCUUCAUAAUAUUCCUCAUGAAAUACUCCGCUCGUAAAAAGGUUCAAAGCCAGCCUGUGCAAAGCUGGACUCUCGCCCCACCCCGACAGAGCUGGGCACACACUCACGCCUCCAGCAGCUCUGGGAACCAACACCAGAUGCAGCAUGUUUCCCAGUCCUACCCCACAAAGACCGGUAACAACACACAGUACUUGGAUAUGGGAAGAGGUCAAGGCCAGCAGUCAACCUUCGUGUCCUCCACUUUCUCCGAGCCCCCGACCUACACGGAAACAGCCCCUGCCCCAGCUGACUACACCCUACCAGCGGGAAGCGUCACGACACCCCCUCCUGUCCCGGUGAUGCCCUCUUCAACAACCGGUGUUGUGUCGACAUCUCUGACUGGAACAUAAGGUCCACAGAAAAUGUAACCCUCAACUCUCACUGUGAGCAGGGAAACCCUUGGGAAAGACGCCAGAGAUAUAUUUCAUAAUGUACAUGAGGUGACACACACGCAGUCUAGCUGUCUCAAGCUGCUUGACAACGUACACACACACACACACACACACACA
Molecule: messenger RNA, 600 nt
Organism: Haliotis rubra (blacklip abalone)
Lineage: Eukaryota; Metazoa; Mollusca; Gastropoda; Lepetellida; Haliotidae
Exons: 2
Coding region: 70-441 (123 amino acids)
Source: RefSeq, a predicted model, not a curated record